AUGCGAAUCCUCCACCCGUUAGCAAGAUACCCGGGCCCGCUGCUUGCGUCUCUUACAUAUGGAUGGAAGGCAUAUUAUGUGUAUAAGCUGUUCUUCCAUGAAAAACUCAUCGAGCUUCAUCAACAAUAUGGACCAGUUGUGCGGGUAGGCCCGAAUCAUCUUCACAUAUGGGAUGGCAAUGCUAUUGCCCCUAUCUACAAAGGAGGUCGCUCGAUGGGCAAAUCUGAGUUUUAUGACGCGUUUACGGCUUUCAAUCCAAAUAUCUUUGGGACUACGAAUGACGAUAUCCACUCCCUCCGUCGACGACAGCUUUCUCACGGAUUCUCCCAAGCUUCUGUUGUGAACCUGGAGCCUCUGAUUGAAAAUGAGAUGAAGUUCCUGCAGAGUAGGUUACACACUUUUGCACAGACCGGAGAGAUAUUCGACCUGAAACUGCUACUUUCGCUCUACGUCUUUGAUAUCCUGGGCUCAGUAGCAUUCGGCAAGCCGUUUGGAGCUCAACAGAGAGGAUAUGAGGAGGUAUUGCCCGCAAUAAAUGAUCAUCUACUCCUGGCUGGUAUCGUGGGAGAGCUACCUUUGCAGAAUAUUACCAAGACAAUCAGCAGAUGGUCACCAAUCCCAUGGAUGAGACGAUUAAUGAAGAACCGGGAUGCUCUUAAGAAAAUCUGUGCGGAAUGCGUCAAAUACAAAAUAAAUAAUCCGACUGAAAGACAAGAUCUCUUGAAGAAUUUGGUUGAGGCCGUGGAUCCCGAUACUGGGUCAACCUUGACAGAACAGGAGAUCAACUCAGAAGCCUUUGCAGUUCUCGUGGCCGGAUCGCACUCGACUUCAGGAACUCUGACUCUCCUUUUCUGGCAUCUUCUCCAGAAUCCGGAUACACUGGCUGCCGUGGUAGACGAAGUCGAGUCUACUCUACCUCCUCUCGCCAACGAUCAAAUAGCCUAUCCCAUCCAAGGCCUUGAAUCGUCGUUGAGUUAUCUGAUGGCCUGCGUUCGAGAGAACUUCCGGAUAAACCCCGUGUUCACUAUGCCCUUAUGGCGUCGCGUCGGCCGUCCCGGUGGUCUCGAAAUAGGAAAAUACCAUAUUCCAUACGGAACAAACAUCUGCAUCUCCAACUACGUCCUCCACCACAACCCCGCCAUCUGGGGCAAUGACCAUAACAAAUUCAAUCCAUCCCGCUGGCUCGACGAGAAACGAAGCAAAGAACUAUCCCGCUACCUAAUACCCUUCAGCAUCGGCCAUCGCAUGUGCAUCGGCCGCAACCUCGCUAUGACAAAUAUCCUCAAGACCGUCACGACUCUGCUCCGGGAAUUCGAUAUCAAACCGGUAACAAAGCGGCAAACGGUAAGAGUGCACAGUCCUGGGAUUGGGGAGAUGGAUGGGGAAUUUUUGUGUACGGUUUUGGUACGGGAGGGAUAG
Messenger RNA from Aspergillus chevalieri, 1419 nucleotides. RefSeq lists its product as uncharacterized. Gene Ontology annotation, molecular function: iron ion binding; oxidoreductase activity, acting on paired donors, with incorporation or reduction of molecular oxygen; monooxygenase activity. The record is from RefSeq and is a predicted model, not a curated record. NCBI's taxonomy places the organism in Eukaryota, Fungi, Ascomycota, Eurotiomycetes, Eurotiales, Aspergillaceae. The transcript is spliced from 4 exons. The coding region runs from base 1 to 1419 and encodes 472 amino acids.